AUGAUGAUCAACGAAAUGCCACGUCUCAAUGACAAAGACUUCGGUGAAAAUGUGUGGCAAGCGAUCAACAUGACCUUGAGGCCACCCCGGGCUGACAAACACGGCGUUCUCAAAAUGGUUGGGACACGGGCCAUCGUCGCAUACGCAGAAGUCCCGGACCGCAUACAAUGCUGCGCGCCACUCGUCAUGAUAAGUUGGCGAUUCCGCAUCAGGGCCAAAAUCCCGAACGUUGAAAAGACGCUCCAACUCCAAUACACAAAGAACACGGCCGUUGCGCCCGACGGCAAUGCUUGCGUCGUGUCCAGCAUGCACAGCGAUCACGGCGCCGGAACCAUGUAG
Messenger RNA from Prorocentrum cordatum, 339 nucleotides. The record is from the annotation of a GenBank genome assembly. Lineage: Eukaryota; Dinophyceae; Prorocentrales; Prorocentraceae.